AUGACGUCGCCGACGCCGCCGCCAUCCUCCUCCCUCCGCGAGCUGCUCGCGCGGGAGCGCUCCGAGUCCCAACACGCGCUCCCGUCGCCGCCGCGCCGCACCCUGUCGAGCAGGCACGCGUCGCCUCCUCCCCGCAGCGACAGCGACGCAGGCGGCGCGGUGGGCACAGUGGUGUCAAUGCUGUCCGGGUACGCGGGGCGGUUCUCCAAGGACCCGGAGUUCCGGCGGGCGCUCCGGGAGAAGUGCGCCCCCUGGCUCGCCCCCGCGGCGUCGGCGCCGGAGCACGCCGUGCUGGCCGACCUCGAGCUCGCCAUCGAGAGCGUCGAGCGCCUCGCCGACGCCGCCCCGUCCCCGCGAGACUCCAAGAUCCGCUCGCUGCGCAACUCCAUCCGCCUCCUCGGCGUCGUCGCCUCGCUCCACGCCCCUCCCCGGCCCACCGCCGUCGCCGAAGACCGUGGCUACACCUGCGGGGUGCCCAACGCCCACCUCGCCGCGUGCGCGCAGCUCUACCUCGCCAUCGUCUACAGGAUGGAGCGCGACUCCGACCUCGCCGCGCGCCACCUCCUGCAGGUCUUCGUCGAGGCGCCCCGCCUGGCCCGCCAGAGCCUCCUCCCGGACCUCUGGGCCCACGUCUUCCUGCCCCAUCUGCUCCAUCUCGAGGUCUGGCUCGCCGAUGAAUCCGAACUCGUCGCAGUCGCAGGCUGCGACGCAGACGCCGACGGCCCGGGCAGCAGGAGGAGGAGGACCCUGCAGAGGCUGUACGACGACCAGAUGGACAGCGGCACGGCCCAGUUCGCAAUGUACUACAAAGAGUGGCUCAAAUGCGGCGCAGAUACGCCGCCAGAUGCCCCCUCCGUGCCGCUGCCUUCCUUGCCCGGGGAGUUCGACAAUGGGGAGAAGCACUCGUUGUCGAUGCGCACGAGCUCCAUCAACAGAAACCUGUACAAUGCGGUUUUCGGCACCGCAUUUGAGCAGGAAAAUGUCAAGGAUGCAAAGCUGCCUGAUGAGGCUGGAUUUGUUUUGGACAUGGAUGUGCAAUUGGACGGAAAUCCAGCUAGCUUCAAGAUGGAGAAGCUUGCUCAUAGAAACAUUGGGCUACAAGAAAAGUGUUCCGGCAUUCGGAAAGAAAGCACUACCCGAGAAACAGCACCGACCCCGCGCAAAUCCUACUCGUUCCGAUUACUCCCUUGCCGUGGAGAUCUAAGCAGGAAUGUUAUCAGUCACCCUAAGGUCCCAAAGAAAGGCAUUGUCUCUGUCGAAAAAGAGCUAGACGGCAGUGAGGUAGCAGUGACUUUAGGACGAGCAGUUUCCAUUGUAUCGAAUUCAGACAGUCUUACUCAGUGCGAGUAUGCUGUGCAUGAAAUUGCCAGAGCAUGUUCAAAUCUAGGAGGGGGUCCUAAUCUUGGAACUUGGCUGGCAUGUCCCUCUUUUAUUCAAGGCCUUCUCGAGGUUACAUUCACUUCCAAUGAUGACGCGGUACUUGAGUCAGCAAUCUUGAUAAUGGGAGAGUUGGUUUUGAAGAAUGAGGUGAAUAGGCAGAUUCUGCUUAACGCAGAUCCACAACUUGAGGUUUUCCUGAGACUUCUGACUCUGAGAAGUAACGGGUUGUUCCUCAAGGCAACGGCAGUGCUUUAUUUGAUGAAGCCAAGAGCUAAGCAGAUGUUAUCUAUGGAUUGGGUGCCACUAGUAUUGCACAUAUUGGAGUGUGGGGAUGAGGUGCAGCUUCUAUCUUCCAUGAAGUGUUGUCCAAAAAUGGCUGCAUUGUACUUCCUAGAUCAGCUCCUUACGGGAUUUGACAUCGAUAGAAAUGUUGAGAAUGCAAAGCAGAUGAUUGCUCUAGGUGGUUUGGACCUGCUGAUGUGCAUACUUGAACUUGGAGAUACUCGGGAAAGCAAAAUCUGCAUCUCACUGUUGACCACAUGUAUCCAAGCUGAUGGCAGUUGUAGAUAUUACUUGGCUGAUAAUAUGAAGAAGGAGCCUGUUGUCCAACUUCUUGUACGGAAUCAGAAGACUAGUGCUGCUGCCCUGAACUUGAUGAGCGAACUAACCUGCCUUAACAGAACAGCCCAGAUGGUGGAGUUCCUGAAGGAGCUGAAAAAUGGUGGCUGCUUAAAUACGAUGCAGAUUCUGUUGGUGUAUCUCCAGCAGGCUCCUCUUGUCCAACAUCCAUUAGCAGCUGUCAUGCUACUUCAGCUUGAUCUCCUGGGAGAUCCUUUGCAGUACAGUGUUUACCGAGAGGAAGCAAUUGAUGCUAUCAUAGCUGUUUUGGAGCAUAGUUUACACAGAAGAAAGGUGCAACAACAGUGUGCGCGAGCUUUGUUGCUCCUGGCAGGGCGGUUUUCGUCCUCGGGAGAACCCAUAGCGGAAGCUUGGCUGCUAAAGAGAGCAGGUGUAGAUGGCUCCCUAUCAGAAUCCUUUAGAAGAACAGAGAUAUUCAAAAAUAAGGGUGCACGAGCGGAAGAAGAGAAGGUAGUUGAAGAGCGGCUGAAGAAACUUGCCCUCGUGUUGCUAAACACUGGGAACAAACGGUUCCUCAUUGCACUGUCGAACUGCAUAUCUGAUGGAAUCCCAACUUUGGUCCGGGCGUGCCUUGUAACCGUAACAUGGAUGAGCAGCUCCCUCUCGCCGUUGCAUGGAUGCAACACUUUCCAGCCUUUGGCGUGCUCCAUUCUUGCACCUAAGCUUCUAGAUAGGUUAAGCUAUGAUAGGGUUUUGGAAGAGAGGGUGCUUGCUUCGCUAUCACUGUUGAACCUUGUGAGACAUCCAGAAUGCUUGGAGAAGCUUUUUCCACUGAAGAAAGAUAUAACGGAGUCCUUGCGCGAUCUCGCGGAGGUGACGUGGACCGCGAAAGAACUCCUCUUCGCCUGCUGCAGGCGACAGACAGAUACCUGA
Lolium rigidum is the source of this 2892-nucleotide messenger RNA. RefSeq names its product putative E3 ubiquitin-protein ligase LIN-1. The record is from RefSeq and is a predicted model, not a curated record. Bases 1 to 2892 code for a protein of 963 amino acids. The transcript has 7 exons. NCBI's taxonomy places the organism in Eukaryota, Viridiplantae, Streptophyta, Magnoliopsida, Poales, Poaceae.